Macrosteles quadrilineatus (aster leafhopper) is the source of this 3205-nucleotide messenger RNA. RefSeq lists its product as uncharacterized. The record is from RefSeq and is a predicted model, not a curated record. Bases 19 to 519 code for a protein of 166 amino acids. Lineage: Eukaryota; Metazoa; Arthropoda; Insecta; Hemiptera; Cicadellidae. The transcript has 5 exons.
ACAGCUUGUCAUAUCGCCAUGCAGUACGGCCACGAGGAUGUGUUUAAUCUUCUAAAGGACGUAUAUGGCGCAAACCCAGUGCUGCGGGACUACAGCGGUCGCAAGCCACACCAGUACCUGACCAACAAAGACACGAGUGUGUCCGCGGAUACCUUCCGAAAGAUCAAAGCAAGGAAAAAGCAUGCAGAAAAGGACUCUGGAUUCUUGAGGAUUGGCUCUCUGAAUGUAAGAGUGAAGAAGACAACUGAAGCCUUCAGUCACUUCCUGGGCGUAGGAACCAUCGACAAGCUGCACAAGAGUUGGGGCUCGGCCGAUAACCUCCCUCAGGGGGACACCAGGAAGAUGCCGCCACCAAAGCACGCUCCAAUCAAAAAGCGCAAGUCCAAACGAGCCAUGGACUUUGUCCCACCGUCACGGCCAGAGAGUGUUAUCAGUACCAAGUCUAUGGGGGGUGGGGGAGCGGACAGCGACUCUGAUACGGCGGCAGGGUUCGGAACUAACUGGCAAGGGACAGUGUAGUGACCAAAUGACCAAUUACAUUUCAUGUACUGUAAAAAUUAUACUGCAAAGUGUUAUGCUGUAAGCCAAAAGUGUGAAACUAAAAACUGUGAGAAAACUAACCCAAAGUAACAUUCAGCCUAUCCAUAAUUCAACAAAUUAUUUUAUCCAUGAUGAAUAUGAGAUUUCAUGCCUUAUAGCUUUGAUUACCGCUACUGAUCAAAUAUAACAUGCCAUCCCCAUGUUAAGGUUGUCACCGGUUUUAGACUCGAAUGGACAUAGUUGAAUAGAGCCACUGACAUAGUACGCUGUUGUAAGUUAUUAAUAGUUGGUGUAGAGUACACUUUCAACCAAGUAAAACAGAAAGCUAUCAUUUUGCCACAUUAAAAUGUCUCAUUAACAAAAGCUAUAGAGAAAAUAGAAUACCAGUUGCUCACUCUGCAUGUGUCCCAUUCAACUAUGUUCUUAAAUAAAAAAUAUUCUACAGCUGGUCCAUAUGGGUUGUUUGCAAAAUAUGCAUUGAUAUCUUAUAUACUAAAAAACUUUUGCAAAUCUUAUGACAGCUAGCCUGAUCAUGCUACUAGACCGAAUUACACGCGGUUGGUACCAAAUGAAAGAUAUUUACCUGUAGAUGUGCAGAAUCCCUUUAUCAAUUAAAAUAGGCUAAAAAAUAGGCACAAAAAGUGAAUUGGAAAUUUAAAAAAAAUUAACAUGGGUCAUAUGGGUUGCCAUGUUGGUGACGAAAUAACAACAAAAUAUAAACAGGAAAUCAAAACAAACAGAAGAAAUUCCAACCACAUGUUUUAUUUACAGCGUGGGGUGAAAAUAGAGAAGUUUGCACAAUACAUACUUUUGGGCGAGUUUCGACCAAGGGGUGAGCUCUCGUUGAUACUAUUUUAGUAAUCACAACUCAACAAUUUUAAUGUGAAAAUGUGGUAUAGCUAACAUUGUUUUGUACUUUAGAAAUUAGCUUUUUGCUUCUUCCACAGAAAAUGUUAUUAGUAUGACUAAAAUGUGUUUGGUCUUUGGUUCUUAAAAUCGGUGUUUUGAACGUAUAAUUUAAUUAACAGUGUGAGUCUAGUUGGGGCUUGUACUGCAUACCACAAUAUUUUAACGUACUCUUGACAGAGUUAACUUGAAAGCUAUCCAGUGAACAAAUUAAGCUCAAGGUUCCUAUUACAAUACAGUUUUUCAGCUGUUAGUAACAUAUUUUACUCAAGCUAGAGGUAGGCUACAGAGUAGUUGGGCCGUUUUAUAUAUUUAGGAAAAUACAAUGCAAUUGGCAAUUUAGAGGAUUUUAUACCUAGUCAUCAAGAUAAAACAAACACUUUGAAAGAAUGUUGAAUGUAGGCUAUCUUAGACAACGAAUGUAGUGUAAACUUUUCUUACAAUAAUCCAAAUUACAUUUAAUCACAAACUCAUAAUAGGCAUAUACUAUGCUUUGUAUUGAAUGUUUUUCAUACCAAUGUUGUUUUGAUAUUGUAUAAAAUGUUACUUAUUUGACCUGUACUUUCAUGUUCUAUUUUGUACACUGUAAUUAAUCAUGGAAGACUUAAGUAUAAAUGUUUUUAUCAAUGUUACAUGUUUUAUAUAUGUGAAGUUGUUAGGUAGUUUUAUUUAUUAGUAAAUAAUUUAAGAACAGAUUUUAUACAUGUUGUAUAGUAGUUACUGUACCUCUCUAAAGUUCAACGGGUGAUUUGUAUUUGUAAUUGUUGACUUUAAAACCUUUUGUUGUAAUAUUCUUGGUAGGUGAUGAAUUGUUAGCGGUAUUUUGUAAAGGAAAUCAUUGUUGACAAAAAAUUCCUUCUGGAUUUACAGUAAAAUUCAAUUUUAUGUUAGGGUCGUCCAGAAAUUAACAAAAGUGAAUGGAAAUGUCAUCAACUAGGCAUGAGAUAUAUCUAUAGUAUUAGUAGGAGCCUUUACGUGAUUUCCUGAUUUUGGAUGAAUAAAGUGACCAAUUAUUAACUGAUUGGCAGCAUCAAAACCCAUGAUGAUUACUGUUCGUGGAAGAGUUUCUAGUUUACUUUUAGCACCAUAGGAAAAAGUUUAAACAGAAAAUUUGUGGUCUUACAGCAUGAAACGGUUUAAAACCAAGGUUAGGCAGCUGAUUUAUAUCAAGAGGGGUUAUCAAUAACAGCCUUCUAUGAGAAAUUCAAAUUUUAAUCAUUCAAUUCAAUCACCUAUAGCGUAGCCCCUGAUCACCAUUUAAAUUACAUAUGUUCAGGGACACUCCCAUUGCUAAGAAGGGUAUUUUUUUAAAGACAAAGAAUUACACUUUACCAGGUAUAUAACUAAACUUGUAUUAUUGAUUUUCAAUUUUAAAAACAUCCUGAAAAAUGCUCAAACAUCUUUUUACAUCCAAUAAGCAUUUCAGCCCAAAUCGUAUAGGGAUUUAUGGGGUACAAAUAAUACUCAAACUACAGUAAUUUAUUUUAAAUUAUCUAAAUAAUGCAAUUUUAACAUUGUUAUUAUUAAGUGACUAUUAUGAUUAAUUUAAAUUUAUUACCAUGAAAUAUUCAUGCUUUGAACUGUUAUGUGUAAUUUAUGUAUAUGUUGUAUCUUUUAUGAAUAUAUUAUAUGUUAACUGAACAAACAUAGUCAUUGUGAUUGCUUGUAAGAUAGUUGACAUUGUGCACACCAGUAUUAGUUAGUACUGAAGAUCAAUUAUGUAGUUAUGCCGAACUCACUAUGCAAAUAAAUUAUUUUA